CAUUCCGGAUGAUGCUGCCACACGCAUGCGCUGCCGUAAAUGUCACAUUCCGGAAAGUCGCCACCCCAAGAAUCAGUCUGUACAAAUUCAGUGUACCAUUUGGAUUUCAAUUAGGAAAACGAAGGCUUUCUUCUGAAAAUUGCUUAAAAUGCCGUGUGUUGGUUGUGGAAAGGAUUGCAAGUGCACGCCGGAGAAGUGCUGCGAGAAGUGCAAGUGCCAAAACCCCGGACACUGUGGAUGCAAUCCCUCGAAUGCCACCGCCUCGGGCGGAUGUUGCAAGAAGGAUGGCGACACAGCGGGCGGCGAUGCCAAGGCAAGUUGCUGCGGCGCAAAGAAGUAGAUGCCCAUGCCCAAAUCCAAGCCCAUUGAUGCGAGAGGAAAAAUACUUUUUUCCUUUUAUUUUUCGAUGGCCAUAACUGCUAGUGAGCUGUUAUCAUUAAAUACAUUUAUUGUUUAAUCGAAACAAAACCAAGAGUUCUAUAAAUUUACUGCACAAGAUAAACUAAUGACCUAUACCAGCA
Molecule: messenger RNA, 521 nt
Organism: Drosophila erecta
Lineage: Eukaryota; Metazoa; Arthropoda; Insecta; Diptera; Drosophilidae
Product: metallothionein-3
Exons: 2
Coding region: 149-340 (63 amino acids)
Source: RefSeq, a predicted model, not a curated record